Rattus norvegicus (Norway rat) is the source of this 3751-nucleotide messenger RNA. The record is from RefSeq and is a predicted model, not a curated record. Lineage: Eukaryota; Metazoa; Chordata; Mammalia; Rodentia; Muridae.
GUAGGGAGCAGCGCCGUUUUGCAGAUCUGAGAAACUGUGUAGGGUGGCGGGUAGCACGCCGUGGGAGCUGACUUGGAUUUGUUGUGAGACUAGGGAAGUUGUUGACCUGGAGGUGCUGUGCUGCUUAGACUGGACCACUGCCCCUGAGCACAGGUUUGAAGGGGAGAAGGUUGAAAACAACAGGAUGGCCAAGGAUAUGUUGUCAUUCUGGGAUGUGGCUAUAUAUUUCUCUGGAGAGGAGUGGGAAUACCUGGGUCCUGCUCAGUGGAAUUUAUACAGGGACGUGACAUUGGAGAAUUACAACAACCUUGUGUUUCUGGGUCUUGCUUCCUCUAAGCCAUACCUGGUCACAUUUCUGGAGCAAAUAGAGGAGCCUUUAGUUGUGAAGAAAGGAGAGGUUACCACUAUGUAUUCAGGGAAAAAAUGUUAUACCUGCAAAGACUGUGGGAAAGUUUUUGAGAAGAAAAAAGUAUUUCAAAGUCACUACAGACUUCAUGUAAGAGUGAAAACCUACAAGUGUGAAGAAUGUGGCAAGUCCUUCCGUUUUCCGUCAUUACUUUCUAGACACUACAGAGUUCAUACAGGAGAAAAACCCUACAAGUGUGAAAUAUGUGGCAAUGGCUUUCCUUAUCCUUCAAGGCUUUCCACCCAUAUGAAAACUCAUACAGGAGAAAAACCAUACCAGUGUGAAGUAUGUGGGAAGGCCUUCCAUAAUCCAUCAAUACUUUCUACGCACAAGAGAAUUCAUACAGGAGAGAAACCCCACAAAUGUGAAGAGUGUGGCAAGACUUUCAGAGAUUCAUCAUUACUUUCGGGGCACAAGAAAAUUCAUACAGGAGAGAAACCCUACAAGUGUGAAGUAUGUGGCAAGGACUUCUAUUUUCGAUCAAAACUUAAUAUACACAAGAAAAUUCAUACAGAAAAAAAUCCCUACAAGUGUGAAGUAUGUGGCAAGGUCUUUGAUAAUCGAUCAAGGCUUUCCAACCAUAUGAAAAUUCAUACAGAAGAGAAACCAUACAAGUGUGAAGUAUGUGGCAAGGCCUUCCAUUAUCUAUCCAAACUUUCUAAACACAAGAAAAUUCAUACAGAAAAAAAUCCCUACAAGUGUGAAGUAUGUGGCAAGGCCUUUGAUUAUCGAUCAAAACUUAAUAAACACAAGAAAAUUCAUAUAGAAGAGAAACCAUACAAGUGUGAAGUAUGUGGCAAGGCCUUCCAUUAUCUAUACAAACUAUCUAAACACAAGAUAGUUCAUACAGAAGAGAAUCCCUACAAGUGUGAAGUAUGUGGCAAGGCCUUUGAUUAUCCAUCAAGGCUUUCCGACCAUAAGACAAUUCAUACAGGAGAGAAACCAUACAAAUGUGAAGUAUGUGGAAAUGCCUUCUGUUAUUCAUCAUCACUUCGUAAACACAAGAUAAUUCACACAGGAGAGAAACCCUACAAGUGUAAAGUAUGUGGCAAGGGCUUCGAUUAUCGAUCGAGACUUUACAAACACAAGAAAAUUCACACUGGAGAGAAACCAUACAAAUGUGAAGAAUGUGGAAAAGCCUCCUCUAUAAAGUCAUACCUAUAUCUACACAAACACAUACACACAGGGGGAAAAUACUAUAUCUGCAAAGAAUAUGGCAAAGUUUUUGAGGGGAAAAAAGUAUUUCGAAAUCACCAGAUAAUUCAUUUAGGAAUGAAGCCCAACAAGUAUGAAGAAUGUGGCAAGUCCGUCCGUUUUUCAUCCCUACUUUCUGAACACAAAAGAAUUCAUGCAGGAGAAAAACCCUACAAAUGUGAAGUAUGUGGCAAGGCCUUCUGCAUUCCAUUAUUACUUUCUAAACAUAAGGUAAUUCAUAUGGGAAAGAAACCCUACAAGUGUGAAAUAUGUGGCAAGGCCUUCAAAUUGCCAUCAAGGCUUUCAAAACAUGAGAAAAUUCAUAUAGAAGAGAAGCCAUACCAGUGUAAAGUAUGUGGAAAGGCCUUUCGCUCUCCAUCAUUACUUUGUGAACAUGAGAGAAUUCAUACAGGCGAUUUACCCUGCAAGUGUGAUAUAUGUGGCAAGGCCUUCCGUUAUCCAUCAUUACUUUCAAAACACAAGGUAGUUCAUACAGAAGAUAAACCCUACAAGUGUCAAGUAUGUGGAAAUUUCCUCCGCUCUCAAUCAUCCCUUCAUGAACACAAGAGAAUGCAUAUGGGAGAGAAACCCUACAAGUGUGAAAUAUGUGGCAAGGCCUUUGAAUAUCCAUCAAGAGUUUUAAAACAUAAGAAUGUUCAUUCAGAAGAGAAACCAUACAAGUGUAAAUUAUGUGGAAAGACCUUCCGCUCUCCAUCAGCAUUUCGUGUACACAAGAGAAAGCAUCCAGGAGAAAAACCAUAAAACUGUGAAGUAUGUGGCAAGGCCUUCCAUUAUCCAACAAUACUUUCCAAUAAGAAAAUCCAUACAAGGGAGAAACCAUACAAGUAUGAAGAUUGUGGCAAAGCUUUAAACUAUCCAUCCAUACUUUCUAAACACAAAAUAAUUCAUACAGAAGAGAAUCCCUACAAAUGUGAAGUAUGUCGCAAGGUCUUCAAUUAUCCAUCAAGACUUUACAAACAAAACAGAAUUCAUACAUGGGAAAAACCUUACAAAAACCUUACAAAUAUGAAGUAUGUGGCCUGGCCUUCUAUUGUCCAUACUUUCUGAAAAGAAGAGAAUUUAUACAGGUGAGAAACCCUAAACUUGUGAUGUAUCAGUCAAGUCCUUCAGAACUUCCCAGAUUCUUUCUCCUCAUUUGAUAAUUCAUUCUAGAGAGAAACCAUACAAAAGUGAGAAAUGUGGAAAAGCCUCCUCUACAAAGUCAUACCUAUAUCUACAAAAAUUAGCUCACAAUGAAGAGAAUAUUUACAAAUCAAAAGAACCUGGCAAAAUGGCCAACAAAUUUAGGGAUGAUCAAAGAAUUCAUUCUGGAAAGAAAUCAUACAAACGUGGCAAAAACUUUUGAAGUUCCAUUGCAUGGUAUGAACACAGGAUAAUUCCUAUUGGAGAUAAACACCACACAUGUGAAGAAUGUGACAAACACUAUUAUCAGUCUUCUGGUCUUAAGCGACAUCAAAGAAUCCAUCUGUGAGAGACACCACACAAGUGUGAAGGUGCCAAGGUCUUUUGGAAUUAGUGUAAACUUGAGGAAAACAUAAUUCAUACUAGACUGAAAUGUCACAAGUGUGAAAAUGUUACAAACCCUUAAAUAAGCUUUCUUAUAUUUUUUAACACAAGGUAGUUCAAACUGGAGUGAAAUAGUAUAAAUGUUAAAAUGUUCAUAAAAUCCUAAUACUUCUCCAGACCCUAAAAGUUAUCUUUGUUUUAGAAUUGAAACCCUUAUUCUAUACCAGUAUGUAGAAAAGUAAUCACUUGUUUUUAUGUUGUAGGAACUCAUGGUUAAGAAAUUGCCUUGAGUCUCACAUGACAUAUGGACUGUAGUAUUUCAAAGUGUUAUAACUGUUAAAUCCUUUAUGAACCUUUCAAGUUGUAGCCUAUUUUACUUAUGAAGUAAAGGUAAGGUUGGGGAAAAUGUUAUCAUUUAAAGCUUUGUGGAUAGAGCUAGCAUGUUGAUUUGGGAACAAACUUAAUUGCCAACAAGACCCAUAGCCGUGUUAAUAUUCCCAGUACCCACAAAAUAAAAGAGGUAAUUAUCUCUGAAGUUUGUCCUCUGACCUCUAUGCAUUGGUCUCCACACAAACAAAAAUUUGUGUACCUAGCAAUAAAUAAACUUUAACUAUGCUUUUGAAA